AAAAUGAAGUUAUUUACAAGCGUUGCUGCCAAAUUAACCCAAGAUUUAGAAGAUUUACUUUGCCAAAACACGGAUGGAUGUCUGAGUGAGAGUGCUGUUAUACAAGAACUCGUGUCAAAAACUGGUUUAAUGUUAUUGCAGACGGGUACUGUGUGGGAACUCGUCGGCAGCAUCCAGUCCGUGUAUAACGCUUAUGUAGCAUUGUCAAGACUCCUAGACACAGAGUUUCAGAUCAAAGUAGACAAUUUGAUGAUAGAAAAUGAAGUUAGUUUAAGGAAUUCAGGUUUAAGUGGUUCCUCGGAAUUGAAAAAUGAAAAGAGGAGGUUACACAGAACUGUCGAUGACUUCACAGGUUUACAAGCGGACGGUGAGAUUUUGAACAAAGACUCGGACAAAAAUAUCAGCCGUGAUGGAUUGAAAAGGAGAAUUAAAGUUCCAGAUCCUGUGGUGCUUUCGUUCAAUAUCGAUGAUAACUCAGGAGAAUAUACUCUGUCUGAUGCUGUAGUCAAGUCCCGCAAUGAAAAACAUGAAUGGCAAACUACAGCAGCUGACUCAGAAACAAGCACUGACGAACUGACAAUGCUGAACAAAUGUGAUAGUAAAUUGGCAACACCAAAUCAACUUCCUGAAAGUCAAGUACGUUUAACUAGAGAGACUGAAGUAAAUAAAAAUACAAAUAAUUGUGUUAAAAGAACCACAGUUUCUGAAAAGGAGGCCGAGGGUUCAAAAAAGUUAAAGAAGACAAGGAAAGAAAGGAAAGUGCACAACAGCAAUAAUGAAAAAACUGAUUUGAAAGCUGUGGGGAAAAGAUCAAAGAAAAAGAGGAGAGGUAAAAAACAAAUGAAAACAACUGAUGAGGGUUGUAUUGAUUCAGAAAAGCAGACCGACAACAGUGAUGAUAGUAACGAAUCAGAGAAACAAGAAAUUGAAAGGAAGGAUAUGUAUAUUGAAGCGGAUGUGGUUAAAGAAUCGGAAAAAUUUGAGUCAGACUCAGAUGAUGUAUCUGGUGAUGGAGAUAUGUCAGAAGAGGAUUCUGAGAAUAAUGAUUCCAGAAACAAAUCAAAAUCUCACCCUCAAACUGUAACAUCAAACCCAACCCUAAACAAGAAAAAUAAAUGUAAUUUGUGUGACUAUGUUGGUAAACAUUCCCGUGAUUUAGGACAACAUAAAAUGAAAAAGCACCUUGACAAUGUUCUUAAAUUGGAAGAAUACAGUAGUGUUAGAGAACUUGAUGUAUCAAAGAGUGACAAUAUGCUUUACAAGAAAGUGGAGGAACAGGGCCUUAAACACAUUGAUCUCAAAGCCAAAAAUAUUCCUUGUCAAAUCAAAGACUGCAAGUUUGUUGCUAAACUAAAACACAACAUGAUUGAGCACUAUGCAAGGAUGCAUUCCGUGAAGAACCUUAAAUGUAAAUUCUGUAACGCUCUAUUUUCCCUGUAUAGGGAUUUAAAAAGGCAUCUUAAGCACCAUAGUACUCAGUUUGCUUGUGAUAAAUGUGGAAAAAUGUAUAAGAGCUCUAGAACCUUUAGUGCACACCAGAAGACUCAUGAAGAGAACUUUGUUAAACCAGAAUACGAGUGCAGUACAUGUGGUAAAAAAUUCAGCACAAAAUACGUCCUUAGGUAUCACAUCAAGUCAGAACAUAUGGGGCAAAAGAAAUCAUUUAUAUGCCCUACAUGUGGUAAAAGUUUUACACAGAAACAAUCAUACAUCAUCCAUGCCAACGUCCAUCUUGGAAUACGACCUUUUGUGUGUGAGGUCUGUGGUGUUUCCUUCCCUUAUGAAAAGUCUCUGAGAGAACACAAGUACAUGCAUGAAGAGGGCAAAAAAUUCAAAUGUGAAAUCUGUGGUAAGCAAUUUAAGCAGCCCUCAUCUCUUGGCACACAUCUGAAAAUUCACAAAGAAACAAAGGAUCAUCUGUGCAAGGUGUGUGGGAAAGGCUUUACACAGAGGCAGGCAUUGCUGCGACAUGAACGAGUUCACUCAGGGGACAAACCCUUUUCUUGCAGCAUUUGUACCAAGAACUUUAACGACGCAUCUAUCAUUCGGAGACACAUGAUCCUGGUACACAAAAUCAACUCUAAGGACUGGAGGUCUUUCAUUCAGACUAACACUCCCAGACAGUCAGAUCAUUUUGUUCAGAUUCUGAACGGAGAACUACAACCACAACUGAAAAAAAGAAGACCCCCAAAACAUGUGGAUGCAGAUGGUCACAACAGUUCAAAGGACUUGCAAAGUAAAGUGGGUUCGAAUGUUGACUCAAGAGCUCAUGCUCCAUUGGCCCUGAGUUCCAUGGCGUCUUCAGGUACACACCAACAAAACAGUGCCCUGGUAGAAUCAUCAGGAUCCGAAACAUCUGACAUGAUUCCUCAGGGACACAUGAAUACUCUGCCAAAUUCUCAGACUCUUACUAGUAUACACAGCCUUAAUAAUGUAUCUCCACUUCACCAGGGACAAGGGGAGUGUGCAGUGUAUGAUAAUUACUUUACUGGUCUCCCACCCACAAAUUACAACUCUGUACACGCUAAAUCUAAUGAAGCAGGGAUUGGGGAACAGCUAAAUGCAAUUUACCCAAUUCCUGUCCGGCCAGCUGUGUCAGAACCUCUUCUGCACCAAUACAUGCAUCUUGCAUCAAAUUACAGCCAGUAUAAUCAAAGUUAAUAGGUGAACAACUACAAUGAGAGAAAAAGUCCCUUGCAGAUGCAAAUAUUUUUUAAUUUUGUAUAAAACAGUAGCUUUAUGUUUGUUAAACUGACAGCUGAUGUAUUGGUUGAAGAUUUCAUUCUGUAUUAAUGAAUACCAGUACCUAAACAUAUAUGAUCAUAUAUACAUCUAGUUAAUGCGCUUUUGAUUUGAAAUGUGUACUUGGGAUUCACUGAAAUUAUCUGCACUUUCUACCUUCAAUUGCUUUUUAAAAGAAAAUUUAACAAACAGGAUUUUUUUUUCUUUUUAAAAUUAAAUUUAAAAGAAAAUGCAGAAACCAUUAGCUAUAGGUAUGAGAUUAUAUAUUUUGAAUAUAAAUUUUGAAAUUUCAAUUGUUUCCAAAAAAUUACAUCUAUGAACUUAUAAAACUGUGAACUGUGAUUGAAUUGACUCAAAAUCUACUGCAAUUUUGCACUACAUGUAUCAAGUAAAUGGUUUUUUGUUUUGUUUUUGUUUUGUUUUUAUUUUUUUUUUUUUGCAUAUUUUUUCUUUUUACAGCAUUUUGAUUUUUUGCAGUGUGUUGAUAUGAUUAUCUCUGAGCUUGUUUUAAAUGUUAAUUUUUUUUAAAGAUAUUAUACAUUUAUUGCCCACCAGAUGCUAAAUGUACUGUACUCUGGAAUUAUAAUUAUUGUUGAUGUCCAUGUGAAUGACAACAGA
Messenger RNA from Saccostrea echinata, 3360 nucleotides. RefSeq names its product GDNF-inducible zinc finger protein 1-like. The record is from RefSeq and is a predicted model, not a curated record. Bases 4 to 2661 code for a protein of 885 amino acids. The transcript has a single exon. NCBI's taxonomy places the organism in Eukaryota, Metazoa, Mollusca, Bivalvia, Ostreida, Ostreidae.